Messenger RNA from Sphenostylis stenocarpa, 1053 nucleotides. NCBI's taxonomy places the organism in Eukaryota, Viridiplantae, Streptophyta, Magnoliopsida, Fabales, Fabaceae. The record is from the annotation of a GenBank genome assembly.
AUGUCCAACCACGACAACAACGUUGUUGAAGACCAUGAGGGUCUCAUGUACCAAACCUACCCUUGCGCAUACUAUGUCCAAAGCCCCUCCACUCUUUCCCAUGCCAACAGCGCAGACAUACGCAUCCAAAACGACGCCGAAUCAACCUUCCACUCUCCCAUCCGCUCUGAGACCCACCCCUUAAACCCUACCCACGAAGAGGACGAAGCCUCGCGCUUCGCCCUCUGCCGCUACACCUCCUCCCGUGGCUCCAGUCACUCCUUCUCGCAUCACAAGAAGGUUUCCUACGACGGAAGUCAUGUUACUGCCACCGAAAACGGCGACGUCAACCGUCUCGUUAUCGUUGACGGCGGUGGUAACGAUAAUGGUGAGAAUGAAGCUGGAGAGGGAGGAUCGUUUUUUGAGUAUUAUUACGGGAAGAGAAAAGGAGGGUGGAGGAGAUACUUCUCUUACCGUAACUCUGAUUCCUGUGCAUGGAUUUGGUUGCAAAUGUGGUGGAGAAUUUUGGUGAGCUUUGGAAUGGCUUUGCUUGUGUUCUACAUUGCUACAAAACCUCCACCACCUAAUGUCUCCGUUGAGAUAGCAAGGUUUCCAGAAUUUAAACUUGCAGAAGGGGUGGACAGAAGUGGAGUGACUACAAAGAUCUUGACCUGCAAUUGUUCCUUGAAUUUGAUGAUAGAGAACAAAUCCAGGUUCUUUGGUCUUCGCAUUCGUCCUCCCACCAUGGAAAUGAAAUUUUCCAACUUACCCUUUGCAUUUUCUAAUGCCCCUGAGCUGUAUGCUGAGAGUGGCUUAACAGUUUUUGCACUGGAAUUGGGAGCAAAGAACAAGGCAAUGUAUGGUGCAGGAAGAAGCAUGCAAGAUAUGCUUGAUUCUGGAACAGGAUUGCCUCUGGUUAUACGUGUAAUCUUGAGCUCUAGUUUCAGAGUGGUUCCAAGUCUCAUAAACCCAACCUUCCAUCACCAUCUUCAAUGUUUCGUGCUUCUCAACAACGCUUACGAUAACAAACAUCGAACCCAAGCAUUUCAUAGCACCUGUAAAGUAGCUUCUUGA